AUGUUUGUGGGAGAUGCCCUGAGUAAAUGUCUAGAUGCAAUCAUAGAAAGAGGAGAAGGGGCCCUUGACAGAGGUCUUGAGAUUCUUGAGACCUACGUAAUACCCAAAGGAAUUCUCAUGCCUUUGCAAAGCUCCGUUGAAGAAGGAGAUGGGGUUGAAGCCACUGGAGACAUCUGGUUGAAGCAAAAGAGUGCAGUGAAACAUUUCUUCAAGUUGGCAAAUAAGUAUGUUUCAUAUGCUUCAACGAUCUCAUGCAAGCUGGAGAAAAACAAGAUGAAGAAUAUCAAGGGAGUGAAGGCUAGAAAGAAGCACAUGCCCAUCAUGUUGCCCAUUCGUGAGAUUGUUGUGGAAGUGUAG
Cryptomeria japonica (Japanese cedar) is the source of this 357-nucleotide messenger RNA. RefSeq lists its product as uncharacterized. The coding region runs from base 1 to 357 and encodes 118 amino acids. The record is from RefSeq and is a predicted model, not a curated record. The transcript has a single exon. NCBI's taxonomy places the organism in Eukaryota, Viridiplantae, Streptophyta, Pinopsida, Cupressales, Cupressaceae.